Messenger RNA from Staurois parvus, 1041 nucleotides. NCBI's taxonomy places the organism in Eukaryota, Metazoa, Chordata, Amphibia, Anura, Ranidae. The record is from the annotation of a GenBank genome assembly.
AUGGCGGCAAACAGCACCCUGGCGGAGCAGCUCUUCCAUGCCCCAGAUUGUGUGGGAUGGAAAACCUACAUGGAAGGGGCACUCUACCACCUGGCCUGCUUGAUCUUCCUGUUGGCGGUCAUGGGUGGCAGUGGAAUCCUUGGCUGCAUCUACGUCUUUGGGGUAAUGGCGGUCUCGUUCUGUUUAAUGGCGCUGUGGGGUUACCUGUUCGUCUGUGGCGUGGACAUUGUCACCUGGAACGGCAUCCUGAUGGUGCUCUGCCUGGUGCAGAUUGGACAUCUGAUAUACAGAUUACAUAGGGAGUCCUAUGGAGAAGACUAUGACGCUCUGUACCAAACCCUCUACCAGCCUAUGCAGGUUCCAUUGGAUGUCUUCAAGGAGAUCGCCCACUGUAGCGGGAUGGAGGUCCAUUCCCUGAGUGCCGACCAGAGUUAUGCCUUGGAGGGAAAGACGCCCAUUGACCGCCUGUCCCUUCUCAUCUCUGGAAGGGUGAAGGUCAGCCUGGAUGGGCAGUUCUUGCACUACAUCUUCCCCUAUCAGUUCCUGGACUCACCAGAGUGGGAAUCGCUUCGUCCCUCCGAGGAGGGGACAUUCCAGGUGACUCUGACGGCGGAGAUGGACAGCACGUACAUCAGCUGGCCCCGGAAGAAGCUCUACCUUCUCCUGGCCAAGGAGAAAUACAUCUCUCGGCUCUUCUCCUCGCUCCUCGGCUUCGACAUUUCUCAGAAGCUCUACGCCCUGAACGACAAGCUGUUCGCCAAGUUCGGCCUCCGCUUCGACAUCCGCCUGCCCAGCCUCUACCACGUGCUGGGGCCGUCCCCAGAGUUUGCCGGUGACGCACGACCUAUGGCCGAUCCCCUGGCCUCCCGCCUUCAUCAGGAUGACCCGCCCCUGAGGAAGGCCCCACCCCCGAGCAGCCGAGGUCCUCGGCCAGAGAGUGGCAACCUGGGUGAGGACUCGACCAGCCUCAUUCUAGACGAUUUUGCUGAGCUGCCUGGCUCCUUUAUGGAUUAUGGGAGCGAGGGGGAGUAUUUGAAGUGA